UGGGGAUGCUACAAGUACACAUUCCUUCUGUGGGGCCGGAGGCUGCGGAGUCGGAGAGGAACCUGGAGAAAGGACAUAUGGUGUUCAGGGUGGAGGUCCUCUGCAACGGGAGAAAGCACACCAUUUAUCGGCGCUACAGUGAAUUCCAUGCCCUGCACAAGCAGAUUAAGAAGUCUUGCAAAGUGCCUGACUUUCCUCCCAAACGGGUACCUAACUGGAGGCACAAGGUUCUGGAGCAACGACGACAGGGGUUAGAGGCUUAUAUCCAGGGUGUCCUGUAUCUCAAUCAGGAAGUCCCCAAGGAAGUGCUGGAAUUCUUGAAGCUUCGACAUUUCCCUUCAGAUUCCAAAGCUAGCGACAUGGACUCACUGGGCAAGUUUCUGCCCAGCAACAGCAGUGCUCACCAACCCCACAGACCAGUCCUGAAAUUCCACAGGGAUCCCUACCUGCAAAGCCCUUCUCUAGGUAAGUAAAAUGUCCAGGGCUGAGAAAAUGGCAGUAAUUAUGAAGUCAAAUCUUGGCACCCACCUGGGACGGGGGACCUCCCUGUCCCUGCUCUAAUGGCAUGACCCCAAUAGUUGA
Molecule: messenger RNA, 582 nt
Organism: Gracilinanus agilis (Agile Gracile Mouse Opossum)
Lineage: Eukaryota; Metazoa; Chordata; Mammalia; Didelphimorphia; Didelphidae
Product: sorting nexin-22-like
Exons: 6
Coding region: 6-473 (155 amino acids)
Molecular function (GO): phosphatidylinositol phosphate binding
Source: RefSeq, a predicted model, not a curated record